Molecule: messenger RNA, 600 nt
Organism: Sporothrix brasiliensis 5110
Lineage: Eukaryota; Fungi; Ascomycota; Sordariomycetes; Ophiostomatales; Ophiostomataceae
Product: 2OG-Fe(II) oxygenase family oxidoreductase
Exons: 2
Coding region: 1-600 (199 amino acids)
Biological process (GO): oxidative demethylation
Molecular function (GO): demethylase activity; oxidoreductase activity
Source: RefSeq, a predicted model, not a curated record
AUGCCCCAACCGCGGCUCGUCGGAGCUCAAGAACUGCCAAUUGAGCCGUCGGGCAUCAUUUGGCAGGACGACUUCAUCUCGCCCGAGCUAGAACAGGAGCUCAUCGACCGGUUCCUCCACAAGAUGGACUGGCCCGACGGAACUGGGCGACGAUCUCUGCACUUUGGCUACACCUUUGACUACCGGACCUUUGGCGUCGACCCCGAAGUUCAUGUCACGCCAUUUCCAGAUUGGCUCCUUCCGCUGAUCCCAACUGGCGAAGACCGGCCACCGGAGCAAGUCUGUUUGCAAUACUACCCGCCGGGCUCGGGCAUCCCACCACAUGCAGACACACACUCUGCUUUUGACCAGCUGUACGCUUUAUUUUUUGGGUCACCCGUACUCAUGCAGUUCCGAAAAGGUGACAAGCGUGUUGACAUCGACCUCACGCCACGCAGUAUGAUGCAAAUGACUGGAGACGUCCGAUUACACUGGACCCAUGGCAUCCGGCAGCGCAAGACAGACACAUUAGCCGAUGGCACUGUUCGCAGGCGUGGCUACGAGGUGGCGAGUGUGACUGCGGUGAUGUGUCUCUGUGCGAUACGGCGCAAAAACGAUUAG